AUGCGCACGCCGUCGCGAACUCGCAGAGUCAGAAGUAGUGACGAAGUGCGCGGCGGGGUGCCCUCGAGCGUGCCUCAACGCGCCGUUACGCAACUGCAAGCUCUUUGGGUGCGAAAACCUCACAUACGAUUGAAAUUCACGCUAAAGAUUGCUUCGGCAAGCGCUCACGGUGGUCAUCUUUGGGCGCUGCGUCUCAGUAAGAAGCGCUGGCAGCUGCCCUUCGUUGCGGUGGUCCCGUGGCUCACCAUCGAGCUUCACGACAGCCCUCAUACUUGGGCAGUCAUGGCUUCGGUGAGAGAGCAGCUAGUCACUGAAGAAAGCAAUCAUUUCACUCUAUACACAAUGGCACAUCUUGUGCGUAACGCUCUUACGGGGAGCCAGUCGUGCGUGCCCUCCAGCAUCGACAGCAUCUACAGGGUCAAGCUACCUCAACCCCAGCGGCGACAGAUUGAAAACAAAUCCACAGCAUCAACAGCAGCUACGGUACACGAGGAUCGCGUCCGACCUCCCAGAAACCAGCAGUUGCUGCAUUGUGGGCCCACUGCGCGGCACUCACCCAGCGCCGCAGCGAUCCAGCCAAACGCAAGAGCGACACCAGGCCCCAUCACCCAGACUCACUUAAAAAUCCCAAUGAGCCUUUUCAAAAACUCCCACGCCAAACUACAAACUAACAAUACGCAACCUGCCUGUCGCGGCGCUGCACUGCUUCACCUCACCCCAGCUCGUCGUUAUCCUACCACCCGCCCUGGACGCACCUCUGCUCAGCUCAAUAGAGCAACAACAAGGUCCGUACAGAAACUUAGAUCACUGCCAAAAUCACUGACAGCAAAAGCAAUCCCGCCCAUCACUCACCUUCAGACCUGA
This is a messenger RNA of Plenodomus lingam JN3, 864 nucleotides long. The record is from RefSeq and is a predicted model, not a curated record. NCBI's taxonomy places the organism in Eukaryota, Fungi, Ascomycota, Dothideomycetes, Pleosporales, Leptosphaeriaceae.